AGUUUCUCUGUGAACGUAAAGCUAUUCAAUCGAAAAUUUUCAGUUACUUAUUGUGUUAAUAAAUUUGUUGUGUUAAAGGAACAUGGUACUUAGUGAAAACGAAGAGUCCAUAUUCAGAUGGGAAAAUAAAGAUAUUGAAAUGCAACACUAUUCCUCAACAAUAUCAAGUGAAGAUGACGGAUCUGAAGAUAAUAUCGAGGAAAGAAUACGUACUAGACCAUACCAAGAAAUAUGGAAUGCAUCUUCUAUUUGGGAGAGUCUAAUGAAUUUACCAGAUGCUGAAGAGAUCUAUGACCUGUUACAAAAGAACAAUCUCCAAUCAAUAAUCGGAAUAAACAAAAAUACCGGACUACUUAUGGCGACUUGGUUGGGGAAUAUCAAAGCACUUGAAUUAAUUCUAGAAAGCAUGCCAAAUUUAGAAACUUGUGAUGAAAGUGGAAGGACCGCCCUACAUCUAGCAGCAUAUGGUGGUAAAAGUGAUUGCCUCAAUCUGUUAUUGAAUACGGAUUGUAAUAUAAAUGCUUGGGAUAAAACCAAGCAAAUCACCCCAUUACACUGUGCGGCAGGUGCGGGAGAUUUGAAUUGUAUCAAAAUCUUGUUGAAAAAAGAAGCUAAUGUAAACGCGGGUCUCAGCAGCGGUGCAUACAAAGCUCCUUUAUAUUUUGCUGUUCAGAGCAAUGCUACUGAUUGUGUUAAAGAGCUUUUGGAAAAUGGAGCUAUACCCAAUCCGUGUCAGGUUUUCAGCGAAACUCCCCUUCAUGUAGCAGCAUCUCUUGGAAAUUCUGAAAUUAUGAAAUUACUUCUACAAUAUGGAGCUGCAAACGAUGUACAAUGUGGUACCGAAAAAAUGACUCCCCUACAUUUGGCUGUCGAAGACGGAGAUUUAGAAUGUGUGAAGUUACUUAUAAACGUUGGAGCCAAUGUUUCCGCUAAAAACUAUAAAAAUCAAACGCCUUUACAUUUGGCAGCGUUAUCCCAAUGUUCUGAAACAAUUGCUCUACUUUUAUCAAAGGGAGCUGACGCUAAUGCUGCUGACGUAGAUGGAAGAACUCCGUUACAUUGUUCUAUUGUAAAAGCAUCAAGAUCGUGCGAAUGUGUAAGAAUCCUGCUUGGCGCUAGACCAAAUGUAAACAAACCUGAUAUUUUUGGUUAUACGCCUUUACAUUUAGCUGCACUGAAUGAAUACUCCCAUUGUGUAAUGCUACUAAUAAAUAACGGUGGAGAUGUUACAGCGAGAACCAAUGGAGGAAUAUCAGUGCUUACUUUCAUAACAAGGAAAACACCUGGUGUCAUACACAAGUAUAUAAUGAAGUUUGACAAUUCUAUAAAGGUCGUGGAUCACGAAAUAGGCGAUAUUGACUGCGAACUGAAAUUAGAUUUUAGAGUACUCGUUCCGACAGUGGGUAAUAAAGAAACAGAACUACUUUUGAACUUCAUAGAAGUUGGCCAUAAAGAAGUUUUAAAGCAUCCAUUGUGUGAAACUUUCUUAUUUUUAAAAUGGAGACGGAUACGGAAAUUUUUUCUGUUCAGUCUCUUUUUUCAUUCUUUGUUUGUGAUUUUAUUCACUUUUUACACCAUAGGAGUAUUUUUAAAAAAUUGUCCUUCUUCAAAAAGUUUUAAAAAUCCUUGUUGGGUUCCCGAAUAUGUUAAAAUUUUUGGUUACAUUUUACUUAUACUUACUUUAUUGCUACUAGCGAAAGAGUUAUUCCAAAUAGCGCAUUCAUGGCAAACGUACAUGAAACAAUGGGAAAACGCAUUGCAGUGGCUCAUUAUUUUUGGAGUAUUUUGUUGCGUUCAACCUACGACGAACAUGGAUAUAAGGCAAGAUGUAUUCUCUUGGCAACAUCAUGUUGCAGCAAUAUGUAUAUUCAUUACUUGGGUAGAAUUAAUGAUGAUAGUAGGCAGAUUUCCAAUGUUCGGCUUAUAUAUUCAAAUGUUUACAACUGUCGCUGUUAACUAUGCCAAAUUUAUGAUGGCAUACAUAUGUUUAUUUUUGGCUUUUGCUUUGAGCUUUGGAGUCAUUUUUGCAAAUUAUCCAGCCUUUCAAGAUUUAAAAUGGGUGUUUCUUAAAGUUAUAAUAAUGAUGUCAGGUGAGUUGGAAUAUGAAGAUGUAUUUUUCCCCGAAGAAGAGAAGUACAAAAUACGAUAUCCUUAUACGGCCCAUUUAAUGUAUCUGGGAUUUGUUAUUUUAGUUACAAUUAUUCUCACGAAUUUGAUAGUAGGUUUGGCUGUUAGUGACAUUCAGGAGUUACAAAGAAGUGCUGGACUUGAUAGAUUAGUCCGCCAAGCAGAGUUAGUAGCUCACUUAGAAAGUAUGCUGUUUUCCAAACUUCUCUCUUGCGUACCCAAAAAAAUAAUGAAAUUCUUGCAUAACAACGCAUUACUUUUGAGAUCUCAAUAUCACUGGGCUCUGUAUAUAAGGCCUAAUGAUCCUAGAGAAGAGCGAAUACCUAAAGAUUUGGUAAAAAACAUUUAUCAAAUAGUUGUAAGUAAGAAAGACAAACCCAAAAAGCCAAAAAAAAUGAAUGAUUAUUAUUACUAUGACAUAAUAUCUCCAUCUCUCUCUAGAUUAAAUUCUUACACCAGUGAAGCAGCUAAAAACGGUAGUAAAAAUCAAUUAAUAACACUUAAGGAACAAGUUGAUGAUAUUUCACGAGAUUUUUAUGAACAAAAUCGAAUAUUGAAACAUAAAAUUGAUAAAAUUUACCUUACUUUAAAUGGACCAAAGUAAGAAAUUUUAGGUCUUUUUACUUAUAGACAAUUAAAACCUAUAACCUACGGUCAGCAUCAAAGGCAUAGAACAUUGAACAAGAAAAAAAAAUGAAAAUAACUCUUACAGAUCUUCCUUUAAGCAAAUAGCUUACACAAAAAUAAUUGAGAAGGUAUUUUUAAUAAUAAUUGGAUUAAUGAAGUAUUUUGAGUUAAACAAUAAAACAGUCAAUAUAUGUAUCUAGGUAAUCCUAGAAAACAAAAAAAUUAUGUAUCUUUUUUAGGAGAAAUAUUGUAUCAAUCAAAGGUAUAGAACAUAUAUAUUGGACAAGCAAAAAAUUGAUUAUCACUCUCCCAACUCUUCCUCCAAGCAAAUAAAUAUUUUAUACAAAAAUAACUGAGAAAAAGUUUUUAAUAAUUGGGUUAAUGAAAUAUUUUAAAUUAGUCUAGGUAAGUAGUAUUUAUUGGCAUAUCCUAGAAAACAAGAAAAAUGUCUUUUUUAUAUAAAUAUUGUAUCCAAACUAAAUAGAAUAAGUAAAUAAAAAAAUCGAUUAGAAAACAAAAACAUUACAGAAUAAUUUUUUUUUAUUCUCCUCAACAUGACCUCAAUAAAAGCAUAUCAAAUAUUGAUUUAAUUGAGAGGCAUCAACUUUUCUUCUGCCAAAAUCUACACUAUGAAGUUCUUAACUAAAAACCAUUUUUAAACAAUUCACUUUUAUUCAAUAAAUAUAAACAAAACUGUUCACGCCAAUAUAGAUUUAAGAAAUAUCUUAAUAGAUUUGUAAUUAGAACAUUCUUCUAGAUGUUUUUCAUGCUCAAACUUGGAUUUUUAUUCAUGGAAAUUUGAUAGAAGCUUUAAACGUACAAACCUUGAAAUUUGUCC
Diorhabda sublineata is the source of this 3592-nucleotide messenger RNA. It is a transcript of the gene pyx, whose product is annotated as transient receptor potential channel pyrexia. Gene Ontology annotation, biological process: transmembrane transport; monoatomic ion transport. NCBI's taxonomy places the organism in Eukaryota, Metazoa, Arthropoda, Insecta, Coleoptera, Chrysomelidae. The transcript is spliced from 5 exons. Gene Ontology annotation, cellular component: membrane. The coding region runs from base 83 to 2731 and encodes 882 amino acids. The record is from RefSeq and is a predicted model, not a curated record. Gene Ontology annotation, molecular function: protein binding; monoatomic ion channel activity.